Messenger RNA from Ceratotherium simum simum (southern white rhinoceros), 1222 nucleotides. The record is from RefSeq and is a predicted model, not a curated record. NCBI's taxonomy places the organism in Eukaryota, Metazoa, Chordata, Mammalia, Perissodactyla, Rhinocerotidae.
AUGUCGGAUCCAAUCCAGGAUACCACCUUGCUGGGGAAGGCUGCCCCAAACCCACCAGGCCUUACAUGGCUGACAUUUUUGAGGAAGGAGCUGGAAUUCCUGGGGGUAACACAAAUUCUGAUUGGUUUCCUAUGCUUUUGCUUUGGAACAAUUGUCUGCUUCGUGCUCAAUAUUUCAGAAUUUGAUGAAGAUUUAUUUUCAUCAUUUAAAGUCGGCUACCCAUUCUGGGGAGCAGUAUUUUUUGUUAUUUCUGGAUUUUUGUCAGUUAUGUCUGAAGAGAAACAUGGAAUAUAUCUGGUGCGAGGAAGCCUGGGGGCAAACACUGUCAGCAGCAUUGCUGCAGGAGCAGGAAUCAUCAUCCUGAUCAUCAACCUAAAGAAGAGCUCGGCUUAUAUCUACAAUUGCCAGGAAACUUAUGAGGAUGUCCUCUGCCUUGUGGCUUCUUUUUCUACUGAAAUUGUGGCGAUGAUGCUGUUUCUCACCAUUUUGGGGUUUUGCAGUGCUGUGUCACUCACAGUCUAUGGUGUGAGAGAAGUAAUCGAAGGAAAUAAGAUUCCAGAAGAUCGUCUUUAUGAAGAAUUAAACAUAUAUUCACCAAUUUACAGUGAAUUGGAAGACAGAGGGGAGAUAUCUUCUCCCAGUGACUCAUAAGAAUCAUGUGCCCAGAACAUUCUGAUUCACAGCAGAGGGUCCAGAAAGCCAAGGUCUUUGUUUAAGGGGCUACUGGCAAAAUUUCUAUUCUGUCUAUGAUCUGCCAAUUUUACAUUAUGAUUUAUUUUCCAGAUAGCAAUAUUCUGUUUUUGUUGUUUCUGUUCACUAAACACCGUCCCCCCCAUUUGUAGAUAUGAUAGACUCCUGUUUUUCGUCUUUUCUAUCACCCAUACCUUCUGGGAAGUCAACAUGUAAUAAGUAACGUUUACGGCGUGCCUAUAACUGCGCAAAUAGGGAAAACAGGAGGAAGGCUGGUUGAGAGUUGAGUUAAACUUUAACAGUUUGAUAAUAGUUAUUUCUUAGCCCUUUUUAGAGUUUACAAGAGCUACGGAUGUGCAUGACAUAUGUCCCCCUACUUGACUGUAAGCACCUUGAGAGCAAAGUCCAGUUCAGCAAACAUAUGCUGAGAACCAAUUAAGUGUUUGAAGUUUUCCACGCUUGUCUCUUUCACAGUGUGUAUCCCAGUAUUUCACAAUAGUGGAUGCUCAGUGUGUAUUUAUGGAAUGGAUGG